AUGUACCUCACACUGUACCACCUUGUUACCCCCUCCCUGAAUCCCUUCGCACUGUCAGGGACCAGUGCCUCUCGUGGUGACCCCCGCACCCCCUUCUUUGAGGGGUGUUCCCCUUCCCCCCUCCUCCCCUCCAUUGCAUCUGCUGCUGCUGUCGACUACCUCAGAGCUGAGGGAAUCGGGGCCGCGUCUACUCCUAGUGGGAGGCGCAAGAGCGGCAGGGGCAAGGGGGGCAGGGGUGGUGGAGGUGGAGGCGGGGGCGGCGGCGGUGGAGGGGGUGGAGGGGGCGGGGGUGGUGGCGGAAGUGGGAGUGGCGUGGGUGGUGGGGGGGUCAGUGGCGGCACAGGGGGUGGUGGCGGCGGCGGCGGUGGUGGGGGUGGUGGGGGCGGUGGUGGCAGUGGUGGUGGCAGUGGAGCGGGUGGUGGGCGCGGUGGAACGGUGCAGCGUGGGGGAUUCGGCGGUGGCCAGAGGCAGCAGCAGCAGCGUCCCGGCGAGACUCCCUCGCCCCAGCAGCUCCGUGAGUGGUACUCUCAGUGUGGAGGGUCUGGGGGUGGGGGUACCUGCCCGUACGUCAUCCGUACAGGUGACCGCGCUGGCCAGACUUGUGGGAGGUUUCACACGGCGCAGCGCUAUUUCUUUUGCCUCGACGACGCCUGGCGCGAGCAGUUCCCUGACGCCUCUGAGCUGCCUCGCUGGGCUGAUCUGCUUAGGAAGGGGAUUGAUGUCUUUGCUCUUGAUUAUGAUGCUAUCCUUGCUGCCAUGUAUGCAUUGACUAUUAGUGCUGAGGGUGACUGUUACCUGAGUGUGCCGCCCGACCCAGGUAUUGGUACUGGUAAGGCUGCUGCGCUAGGUGCUCGUGCGUCUGCGUCUGCUGGUACUGGGUCUACUGCGGCACUGCACCCAUUCACACUGGACUCAGGUGCUUCCCGCUGUUUCUUUCGUGACCGCACUGUCCUUGAGCCGCUAGCUCGGCCUGUUGCUGUCUCCCUUGCUGACCCCUCUGGGGGCCCGGUCCUUGCGACCUCCUCAACUAUCCUCCCUUGUCCUGCGGCCCCGUCUGGCACUCUGUCGGGUCUCUACCUCCCCUCGUUCUCUACGAACUUGGUGGCGGGCUCUGCUCUCCAGGACGGGGGUGUUCACCAGUUCACCCCUGCCUAUGAGCGGGUGACCCACUGUACGUGUGCUCGGACGGGUCGCCACCUGGCUACCUUCACUCGGCAGCCGGGGUCCGACCUGUACACACUGACCACUGAGUCCCCUCAGGUAGCUGCGUCUGCGUCUGCGUCCGGUCAGCUGUCGGCUCCCUGCUCGUGUCGCUCCCUGUCGCACCAGACCGUCCUCUGGCACCACCGCCUUGGUCACCCCUCCGUGCAGCGCCUUCGUGGCAUGCACUCCCGGUACCUUGUCUCUGGUCUUCCCAGAGUUCUCCCUCCCCUCCCACCCUCGCCUGCUCCUCCCUGUCUUCCCUGUGUCGAGGGGCGGCAGCGUGCCGCUCCUCACUCCUCCUCGUUCCCUCCCACAGAGGCUCCCCUGCAGACUCUUCACCUGGACGUGUGGGGCCCGGCCCGCGUCCGGGGACAGGGCCACGAGCGGUACUUCCUGCUGGUCGUCGACGACUACACGCGCUACACCACGGUCUUCCCCUUGCGCACCAAGGGUGAGGUCCCUGAUGUUUUGAUCCCUUGGAUCCGCGCUGCUCGUCUCCAGCUCCGCCAGCGGUUCCAGUCGGACUUUCCCGUCCUGCGUCUGCACUCUGACAGGGGUGGUGAGUUUUCCUCCGACCUCCUGGCCGCCUACUGUGCGAAGCACGGCAUCCUCCAGACUUUCACUCUUCUGGACUCCCCACAGCAGAAUGGGGUUGCUGAGCGCCGCAUUGGUUUAGUCAUGGAGGUCACUCGUACCUCCAUGAUCCAUGCAGCUGCCCCCCAUUUUCUGUGGCCGUUUGCUGUCCGGUACGCUGCGCAUCAGCUCAACCUUUGGCCCCGUGUCUCUGCUCCGGAGACCUCGCCCACACUGCGUUGGACGGGGGAGGUUGGUGAUGCGUCGGUGUUCCGUGUCUGGGGAUGUCGAGCCCUUGUUCGCGAUACGUCCGCGGACAAGCUCUCCUCCCGUGCCGUUCCCUGUGUCUUCCUUGGCUUUGUCCCUGACGCGUCUGGCUGGCAGUUUUACCACCCCACCUCGCGCCGUGUCUUCGCCUCUCAGGACGUCACUUUUGACGAGUCGGUACCCUUUUACCGUUUGUUCCCCUACCGCACUGCGCCGCUUCCCCCCCCGCCGCUCUUCCUCACCCCAGGUGUCCCUUCGGUAGACCCCCUUCCUCCCCAGGGUCCUGCUCCCUCAGGUGUUUCCCAGGUAGACCCGGUCGAGCCUGUCGAGGUAGCUGUUGACUCUGGUCCUGCGAGGUGUGCUGCGACUGGAGGUGCUGAGCCUGGGGGUGCUGAGACUGGGAGUGCUGAGCCUGGGGGUGCUGGGUCUGGGGGUGCUGAGCCUGGGGGUACUGAGCCUGGGGGUGCUGAGCCUGGGGGUACUGAGCCUGGGGGUGCUGAGCCUGGGGGUGCUGAGCCUGGGGGUGCUGAGCCUGGGGGUGCUGAGCCUUGGGGUGCUGAGCCUGGAGGUGCUGGCUCUGGUGGAGCUGGAGCUGGAGGUUCUGGAGCUGCUGGAGCUACCACUGGAGCUGGAGGUUCUGGAGCUGCUACGAGUGUUGGCGCUGCGGGUUCUGAGUGUGCAGUUGCGCGGUCUCCUUGGAGUGGCCGCCUUCGUCCGCGUGUGCCUCUCACCUCCCAGCAGCUGCGCGACUGGUACGGUCGCCGUCAGCGUCGCGCUCCUGUGGCUCGGGAAUCUGCUCCUGGCGGUGCUUCCACUGACGUCCCUGGAGCUGAGAGUGGUGCUGGUUCGUUGUCUCCUGGAGGUGCCCACGUCGCUGGUCCCGGAGGUGCUCGUACCGCUGGUACUCGAGCUGCUGGGGCUGGUGGUGCUGUGUCUGAGGGUGCUCCCACUGGGGACACUGCGAUUGGGGGUGCUGGUUCUGGAGGCGCUGCUGCUGGUGGAGACUAUCCUGGAGGUGUUACCGCUGGGGGUGGUGGAGCUACUGGAGGUACAGGACCUGCUGUCGGUACUGGAGCUGCUGGUGCUGGCGGCACUACACAGUCGCGCCUGUUCUUCGCUCCGCCGUCUCCGUCGUCUCUGCCGCCGCCUGACUCUGUCCUUCGCCAGGUUCUUAGUCUUCCGUCUUCUACCGGUCUUCCCCUAAUGCCUGGCUCACCGCUUCCUGCUCCUUCUCCUUACACAGCGCAGUCCGGGGUCUUACUGAGCGUCUCUGUUCCUCUGCCGUCUCCUCCUGCGUCGUCUUUGCCUCACGUUCCGGACCCUGCGUCUGACCGGUUUCGUGCUGAGCACCCUACUGUCACGCGUCUGCUAGCCACUGUUGUCACUGACCCCUCGUUUGAGUCUUCUGCUGCGUCUGCCUUGGUCGCUGAGCUUGUUGACUUUGCUGCUGCCUGUCGUCUAGACUACGCUGCUAGCCUUGUUGCUGAGUCUGAGUCUGUCUGUCCUCCGUCCAUCGGGGGUGAGUGUGCUCUUGGCACGGACGUCCUUGAGGACAGGCACGAGGACCUUGAGUGUCUUGCAGCCGCUGCGCCUCAUCUCGUGGCCAUGCUGCUUGCCCCUGAGGGAGACCCGGAUGCUAUAGACAUCCCUACCCCGCGAUCUUACGCUGAGGCGAUCGCGGGUCCCUACUCCUCUCAGUGGCAGGCAGCCAUGGACGCAGAGAUGGCAUCCUGGAAGUCCACUGGCACUUACGUCGACGACGUUCCCCCUCCUGGGGCGAACAUCGUCAAUGGCAUGUGGAUUUUCAGGGUGAAGCGGCCGCCGGGUUCUCCGCCUGUCUUCAAGGCUCGUUACGUUGCCCGAGGCUUCAGUCAGCGAGAGGGAGUCGACUUCUUCCAGACCUUCUCCCCCACCCCGAAGAUGACCACUCUUCGGGUACUGCUGCACGUUGCCGCUCAGCGUGACUACGAGCUUCACUCUCUUGACUUCAGCAUAGCUUUCUUGCAGGGCAGCCUCCACGAGGAGAUCUGGCUGCGCCGCCCUCCUAGCUUCACUGGGUCGUUUCCUCCUGGUACCCAGUGGAGCCUCCGGCGGCCAGUCUACGGUCUCCGCCAGGCGCCACGUGAGUGGCACGACACACUGAGGACUACACUUGCGGCUCUUGGGUUCGCUCCUUCUACUGCUGACCCGUCGCUGUUUCUGCGCACCGACACUUCGCUGCCGCCGUUCUACAUCCUCGUGUACGUCGACGACUUGGUCUUUGCCACUGCUGACACUGAGGCUCUCGCCCACGUGAAGUCCGAACUGCAGAAGAGACACACGUGCACAUACCUGGGUGAACUGCGCAGCUACCUUGGCUUGCAGAUCACCCGGGACAGAGCACGCCGCACCAUCACACUGACUCAGUCACACAUGGUGCAGCAGGUCCUUCAGCGCUUCGGCUUCACCUGGUCCUCAGCACAGGCCACUCCUCUGGCUAUAGGUCACUCGCUCUCAGCUCUGCCUUUGGAUGAGUCCGUAGAGCCGAGUGGUCCUUACCCAUAG
Molecule: messenger RNA, 4587 nt
Organism: Closterium sp. Yama58-4
Lineage: Eukaryota; Viridiplantae; Streptophyta; Zygnematophyceae; Desmidiales; Closteriaceae
Source: the annotation of a GenBank genome assembly